Ceratosolen solmsi marchali is the source of this 5515-nucleotide messenger RNA. RefSeq names its product nuclear pore complex protein Nup98-96 (gene Nup98-96). The coding region runs from base 5 to 5488 and encodes 1827 amino acids. The transcript has 23 exons. Gene Ontology annotation, cellular component: nuclear pore cytoplasmic filaments; nuclear pore. Gene Ontology annotation, molecular function: structural constituent of nuclear pore; RNA binding. Gene Ontology annotation, biological process: RNA export from nucleus; telomere tethering at nuclear periphery; post-transcriptional tethering of RNA polymerase II gene DNA at nuclear periphery. The record is from RefSeq and is a predicted model, not a curated record. NCBI's taxonomy places the organism in Eukaryota, Metazoa, Arthropoda, Insecta, Hymenoptera, Agaonidae.
UUGCAUGAUGUUUGGUCAACCAGGAAAUCCUUCUUUUGGAUUCAAUGCAUCUGCACAAAAUAGUCCAUUUGGACAAUCAGCUUUUGGUAAAACUAUUGCAACUACAAGUUUUGGAACUAGUGCCCCACCAGUUUUUGGAAGUAACACAUCUCUCUUUAGUUCAAAACCAGCAGGUUCGACUUCUGGUAAUUUAUUUGGAAAUACAACUACUACUCCAACUUUUGGAGCAAGUACUGCAACACAGUCUUCAUUUGGAGGGUUUGGUGGGACAAAUACAAACUCUACAUUAUUUGGAGCACAACAAAAUGCAAACACAAAUCUUUUUGGAACUAGUAAUUCAACACCAGCUUUUGGUCAGACUAAUAAACCUGCAACAUUUGGAUUUGGACAAGCAACUGGAACUAGUCUUUUUGGUCAACCACAACAACAAGUAACACAGCAAACUACACCCUUUGGCCAAACAACAGCCUCUGGAAAUACAGGACUUUUUGGAACAACUUCAGGAUUUGGUACUGCAAAUAAUGUUACUGGAAUUUCUGGAACAUUAGUCAAGUUUAGCCCUGUCACUGGUACUGAUACAAUGGUUAAAAAUGGAGUAACGCAAACUAUCUCUACACGACAUCACUGUAUAACAUGCAUGAAUGAAUAUGAAUCAAAAUCUUUGGAAGAAUUACGUUUAGAAGAUUAUACGGCUGGACGCAAAGGUGUCACACAAGGACAAUCUCAUACAAUAUUUGGUACAGCUACACAGGGAUCUCCAUUUGGCAAUGUCGGAUCUAAUAGUAAUAUUGCAAACUCUGGAUUUGGAGCAAUAACAGGUGGAUUUGGUAAUGCAAAUCAAUCCGGUAAUACUGGACUAUUUUCUAAACCUAUAGCAAGUUUUGGUGUUCCUUCUACUACUUCAAGUGCUUUUGCCUUUAAUUCAACAACGUCUUCAAGUCUCUUUAAUGCUCAAUCUAAGCCAUUUGGAGCUACAGCAGCAACACCUUUGUUUGCAGCUAAUAAUACAACCUCCACACCAGGAAGUGCCUUUGGAAAUAUAAAUACUCAGAAUACUGGAUUUGGCACAACUUUUAGCUCUGGUCAACCAAAUCAAAGUAUAGGAUUAUACGCUCAAAAUAAACCUGCUUUUAAUAUGCCGUUAUCAACUUCAUCAAAUUUUGCAUUUGGUCAAUCAUCAACAACAAACACUACCAACUUAUUUGGCACAAAACCAAUUGGAACUGGCUUUGGAACAGCUUUUGGUGGCACAGUAACUUCUCCACUACAGGGUGGAAAUACAGGGUUUGGAUCUGUAUCAAACUCAAAUCCAUCACUUUUUACUAAUUCUUUUAAGCCUGCAGGGCAAUCAGCCGGUUUUACUUUCGGUAACGCUUCGAGCAUUGCUUCUACAGGAUUAGGCUCUUCUGGAACUUCAUUGUUUAAUACUUCAACUAAACCCAAUCUUUUUGGUAAUGCUGGUACUACUACAAGUUUUAAUACUACAGGAACCUUUGGAUCCUUACAAAACUUUGGAUCUGCUGGUAGCACAGUUUCAGGACUUGGUACAAAUUUAUUUGCACCUGGAAUGUGCAUUAAUAAUGUUCACCAUAACACUGGUCCAGUACCUGUUCACCAACAAAUUUUAGCAUUGGUUUCAGCACCAUUUGGAGAUUCGCCUUUAUUAAAAAAUCUGUUACCUGCAUCAGGAAAAAGUGAGCAGUUUUUAAAACCAUCAAAUACUGUGACUAAAGCCUUAAACAAUCCACAUUACAAGAUAAUAACAAAUAACAAUGCUACAAAAUUGAAACCUAAACUUGUUACAUGUGUUCCUUUGUCAAAGAAAUCUGUUUUCGAUGGACUUGAGGAUGAAGAUCCAUUAUUAGAGGCAUUUCAACCUCGACCAAAUACAAAGCGUUUAGUGUUGAGGCCAAAAUUAAACACGUUAAUUGAUCAAUCUGAUAAAAGUUCGAAAACUGAUUGUAAAAAUAAUUUAGCUCCUGUUAAUCAACAAACUGAUAAAGAAAAUAAAAUUGAAGAAACUAAUAGACUUCCAAGUGAUCGACGAUCUUCUAAUUCUUGGUUAAAAACUAGUUUUCCGCGAAAAUCCAAAAUUAUCGAUGAAGAAUUCUCUGAUCAACUAACUGGAUAUUCAUCUACAUCUGAAUUACCAACAGCAGCAAUAGAAUUGGAAAAUACAGUUACAGAACUACGAUCAGCAAUAAGAUCUGAAAAUGAAUCAAAUAUACUAAAUAAUUUACCAAUAACAGGGAUAGCAGAAUUUAAUACUGCUACAGAUAAAAGUAGUCAUGAUUCAAGCAUUUAUGAAAGUCAAGCAUCUGAAACUGAUGAAAUAUCAAACUUGAUACAGCUAGAUGAGUCAACGAAUAAAGCUAACAUAAAACUUCAACGUUAUGGAUAUUACACAAUUCCAUCUCUCGAUAUCUUAUACAAAUAUGCUAAUGAUAAAACUUGUAUUGUACCUCAUUUUACAAUUGGUCGUAAAGGCUACGGUAAUGUUUAUUUUCCAGAUUCUUUUGAUAUUUAUGGAUUAAACUUAGACGAAAUAGUUCACUUCAGGCAUAAAGAAGUUAUAAUUUACCCAGAUGAUAAUGUGAAACCUCCUAUUGGACAAGGAUUGAACCGAAAGGCUCAAGUAACAUUGGAUCGUGUUUGGCCUCAUGAUAAAUCUUGUCACGAACCUAUUACUGAUCCAAAACGUUUAAUUGAAAUGGAUUAUGAAGGAAAAUUAAGAAGGGUUUCUGCUAAGCAUGAUACAAGAUUUUUAGAAUAUAGACCUGAAACAGGUUCAUGGGUUUUCAAAGUAGAUCAUUUUUCUAAAUAUGGUUUAAGCGAUUCUGACGAUGAUGAACCUACUCUUGAAAUGAAUCCGGAUUUAAAGAAAAUAAAAAAUGAUUAUAAAAGUAAUGAUAAAUUAUGUGGCAAAAAUACUACUGAAAAUAUUCAAUAUGUAGAAUCAGAUGUACAAAAUUUAGAUAAUGAAAUUAUUUCAUGUAAUUUUAUGCUACGACAGUCUAAUGAUGAUUCCGAAAAACAAUCAUUCUGUAGUCCUACUACAGUACAUGCUCAUCUUGUGGGUACCGAGAGUCAUAAAUUGCAAUUAAUGAAAGCCAGUUUUUUUGAAUUAGUUCAUGAUGACUUAGUUGAAGAUGAACUUGACCAUGAAAACAAGAAAUGGUUUAUUGGACAGAAUAAACAAAGUACUGGAAACAAUGACAAUGAUAUUGAAUUUCAAGAAAAUACUAUAAAUUGUUCCGUUCUUCAAUCAAUAGCACGGCCAUUUAAUCAUUCAAAUUCUAAAUCCUUAAUAAAUAAAAAGUUUGAAUUAAAUAGAGAUUUAAACAAUUUGAACGAAGAAAUAAAAUCCAAAAAGCUAUUAGUUAUACCUAACGUGUGUCCUAAAGUUACUGUUUUAAAAUAUCGACCGGGAAUUACACCCUUCAAUCGUUUUUUAAAAAACGAGAAUCGAUUUAAGUGUAUAGCUGAUAUUGGUAUUCAAAUGGGUAAUAUUUUUAGACCCAGUUGGGGACCGCAAUUAACGUUAAUAUCAUUAAGUACACAACAACAUGCUGCAAAAAUUUGUCUGUAUAAUACAGUUGAUCAGUUAGGAUCAUACAUAAAUGGUCGUCAAUUUGAUGAUUUUACGUCAACGACUAUUGUACAGCGCCUUCAAAUACUUGGAGGUAGUAAUUUGGAAAAUAAUUAUAUUCAGGCGUUUAAGGCAACUAUAGAAGGGCACUUGGAUAUUCAACUUCAAUAUUCAAAUAUUGAAGAAUUUCAAGGUAUUCCAAUCAUAACAGCAGCUACAGGCGAAUCAAGUACAUUUGCUCUAAAUGCUCAUAAAUCUCUUUCCCAAAAUAUUGCAAGUCAUUUAAAAUCAGAUUCAUUAAUAGGAUACUUUUGUGAUGUGUUGUGUCUCUGUGAAUCGUUAUGGGGCAAAUUGACAGAUUCUCACCAUUUUGACAAUAAUAGCCAUGAAAUAGUAAUGUUACGAAAAGACGCUUUUAGUGAAUGGUUAAAACUUGUAACAGGAAAAAUUGUCCAACGAGAAAUGGCAACAAUGGAAACAAAUGAUCAAAUAAUUUUUUCAUUACUAAGCGCAAAUAAAUUAAAGGAAGCUUGUAAUGAAGCAUUAAAAGUAGGUGAUCAUUGCCUUGCACUUCUGUUAUCUCAAUUAAGUGGAAAUCUAGCAACACGUGAAUUAAUUAAACAGCAAAUAAAACUUUGGCAAAAUACUAAUGUUGAUAGAAAUCUUACAACACAUCGAUUGAAAUUGUUUAUGUUAGUAGCUGGCAUACCUAUUAUUUGUAGUAAUAAUGAAACCAUUAAUGUUUGUGAAAAUUUGGAUUGGAAACGUUCUAUGGCAAUUCAUUUAUGGUACAUUUCUCAUCCCACAGCUUCUAUCACGGAUGUUUUAGAUCUUUAUGAAGCUUCAUUUUUAGCAACACCAACAACGAAAUAUACUAAAACUCCUCGACCCGAAUAUUUUGAGAAUGAAUUUAAAACUGAAAAUAUCAAUGGCAAAAAAAUAUAUGAUUUAUGCUAUCAUUUAUUGAAACUUUAUUGUACAGGAAAUUAUUCAUUGGAAGCAAUAUUAAAUCCUCAAACUUAUACACAUGAUCCCCUUGAUUAUAGAUUAAGUUGGUUAUUAUUACAAUCACUAAAUGCAUUAGGAUAUAUGCAUAUAUCUGAACACGUUGUUGAUCUAAUACAUGCUAAUUUUGCAACACAAUUAGAAACAUUUGAUCUCUGGCAUUGGGCUGUUUUUGUUGUUUUACAUUUUAAAAAUCCUGAUGUAAGAUAUAAAGCUGUAAUAGAUUUACUUCUCCGUAAUGUAAAAUUGGAAAAAACGCCUGACUAUAUUGAACGCGAAACUUUUUUAAAAACAAAAUUAAAAGUACCAUUGAAGUGGAUAAAUCAUGCCAAAGCUAUUAAAGCUUGCUCAAUGAAGAGGUAUGGAGAAGCCGCGUGGUAUUUUAUUCAUGCUCAGAAUUGGAAUAAAGCCCAUGAAAUUAUUAUGGAACAUCUAGCUACUGAAGCUAUCAUUAACGAAAAUCACGAAUAUUUACAAUCUUUAUUAAACCUAUUGCUAAAUACUAAUUGUUACAAUUCAAUAAGUGGGUGGGCUCAUCAAGGUCAAUUACUUUUGGAUUAUUUAAUAAUAACUACCGAAGUAACAGAGUUAUUGAAUAAUGGAAAUAUUUCAGAUAUAGGUUAUAAACUAGAAUUAUUACAACCACAAUUAACUUCUCUCUGUACCAAAAUAACAGCAUUUCCAUGCCCCACGACAAAACACAGACUUUGUCAAGCUGAAAUGGCAAAGCGAACAUUGCAGUUAGCAAGGAGCUUAUUAAUAUUGCAAUCCAAUGAAGAUAACACUAGUAAUUUUUUUGUUAAUUUAAUUUCUCAGUUGCCUUUACCAGAGGAUUAUGUUCAACAAGAACUUCGACCAUUUAUUAGUAUUUGUGCUAGAAAUAUUAUACAAUAAUUAAGUUAUUAUAAAUUUUUUUAGAUU